AUGGCGAUGGUGUUUGAUGAACAGGAGAACUAUCAUCUUGAAAGAUUAAAUGAUGGAUAUGGUUGGUAUAGUAGUUAUGAACAACAAGAUGAUAAACGGAUAUGGAUUAUGCGGCUUGAAAAUUUUUUGUGCAAAAAGAAUGAGACUUUGGAGGAGAUGGAAAGCAGAUUUAACUAUUUAUUGGGCAAAUUGGAAAAAUAUGAGAUAAGGUUGACAGAUGGAGAAAAAGUAUCAAAGAUUGCAGAUGCAUUACCUACAGAAUGGGAUGAUAUUUUGACGAAUAUAAAAUCGAAUUCUGGUUUCUCUGGGAUAUCAAAAUUGAAUUCAUCGGAGUUUUUUAAAAAACUCAAAACACAUAGUUAUGAGAAUGAUAAAAAUAAAAGAGAAUUGAUUGACAAAAUAAAAGGAAACCUAGAGAAUCUAAGUUUGAAUGUGAUUGGUGAAAUAGAUAAAAGAAUAUGUGUAUGUCUUGGAGCAAAAUAUGUGAUGAAAUACGACAUUAAAAGAGGACAACUAAAAGAUCGUAAUGAUGUAUCUACCUCAACUACAUGUACAUCUUCUGAAAAACGAAAAGAGUAUAAUAGACGAUAUUAUCUUAAACGCAAAGACAGUAACAAAGUAUCAAAACUUUGUUCGGAUGAUGUCUCUCAAAUCGAUUCAUUAACACCUUCCCGAAUUCAACAGUCUACACUACUACCUCAAUUUUGUGGCGUAACUAAUCAACCAUACAUCCGAGUUCAAAACAUAGAAGAGGAUCCGUAUAGUUUUGUUUAUGGUGGGAUGCCUAGAGAGCAUCGUGUCUUAGAGGAACAAAGUUCAUGUCCUCAUUCUGGAGCAAAACGAUUUGCAUUUGAAUUUCCCACCUUUUGUUGUAUGAGUGGGAAAACGGUGUUAGCAAAUUCUACAAUUCCAAAUGAAUUGUAUCAGCUUUUCACGUCGCAAGAUGAUAUUGGAAAAAUGUUUCGGCAAAACAUACGUGCUUAUAACACCAAUUUUUCUUUCACCUCAAUGGGUGUCACAUUGGAUGAUACGAUGGCCAAUAUGAGAGAUGGUGUAUAUACGUUUCGUGCACACAAAGGAAUAUAUCACAGAAUCGACCAAUUGGUCCCUAGGGAUGGAACACCUAGGUACUUACAGUUGUAUUUUUAUGACCCUGAUACUGAAUUAGAUCAUAGACUCCGAUGGCCAAAUCUUGAUCGAAAUAUUACUGAGGUGUUGACACGUGUUCUUUCUACAAAUCCUUAUGUCAAGACAUUUCGAAGUCUUGCAGAGCUAGGUCCUCUAGACAACUAUAGAGUCACUCUUAACGCUUCCGUUGAACUUGACCAAAGGGUGUACAACCGACCAACCACAUCUGAGGUUGCUGGUAUUUGGGUCGAAGGGAAUGACAAUAUAACUGCCUACAAAAGAAGUAUCGUAGUGUAUGGUAGGUCUGAAUAUAGUCAAACUAUUCAGCCAUACUUUGGAUGUUAUGAUCCAUUAUCUUAUCCUUUAUUUUUUCCUAACGGUGAGUCGGGUUGGCAUCCUAAUAUACCACGUGAAGGAGUAUCAAUCAAUGAAACUCAUAAUGAUCCCAACAACAUCGACGGAGAUAAUGAAGAGGCUAACCCACGAGGACGUAGGACAACCGUUGCUAUGCGAGAGUACUAUUGUUAUAAAUUUCAGAUUCGCUCUAUCGAGGACGUGCUUUUGCUUGGUGGUAGAUUGCUACAACAAUUUGUUGUAGAUGUUUACAUAAAGCUUGAGACAUCACGUUUGCAAUUUUGUGAACGAAACCAAAGUAAGAUAAGAGCGGAAUUAUACCAAGGUAUUGUGGAUUGCGUCCAUUCUGGUGAGGUUCAUCCAAACAGAGUCGGACAACGGAUUGUGUUGCCUGCGUCUUUCAUUGGAGGGCCUCGCGACAUGCGACGCCGGUUUCUAGAUGCUAUGACUUUAGUUCAAGAUGAUGGCAAACCUGAUGUAUUCCUAACUAUGACGUGUAAUCCUCAAUGGCCUGAGAUAUGCGGUAAUUUGAAACCUGGUCAAACCGCACAAGAUCGUCCAGAGCUUGUUUCGCGAAUAUUUCGUGCAAAAUUAGAGGAUCUUAAGGAACAACUCUUCAAGAAACACUUACUUGGAAAGGUUAAGGCAUAUGUAUAUGUCAUCGAGUUUCAGAAGCGCGGUUUACCGCAUGCACAUUUCCUUCUUAUCAUGGACUCGGAUCACAAGAUAAAUAAUCCAGACCAUUAUGAUAAGGUCGUAUGUGCUGAAAUCCCUAACAUAGUUACCCAUCCGCAACUGCAUGAGGUUGUUGUAAAACACAUGAUUCAUGGUCCGUGCGGAAAUCUACGAAAAGAUAGUCCUUGCAUGCAGGGUGAUCCAAAAGUUUGUCGUUUUCAUUAUCCAAGACAAUUCAAUGAGCAGACAACACAAGGAGAAGAUGCAUAUCCAUUAUAUCGAAGGAGAAACAAUGGAGUAACGGUGGACAUAAGAGGAAAUACUAUUGAUAACAGGUGGGUUGUCCCUUAUAACCCAAGGCUUUUAAUGAUGUUCAACUGCCAUAUGAAUGUUGAGGUUUGCUCAAGUAUAAAAUCUGUGAAAUACCUUUUCAAGUAUGUCUACAAAGGACAUGACAAACAGGUUAUUCAUAUCGAUCCAGAUUAA
Molecule: messenger RNA, 2643 nt
Organism: Helianthus annuus (common sunflower)
Lineage: Eukaryota; Viridiplantae; Streptophyta; Magnoliopsida; Asterales; Asteraceae
Exons: 4
Coding region: 1-2643 (880 amino acids)
Source: RefSeq, a predicted model, not a curated record